Messenger RNA from Nicotiana tabacum (common tobacco), 806 nucleotides. NCBI's taxonomy places the organism in Eukaryota, Viridiplantae, Streptophyta, Magnoliopsida, Solanales, Solanaceae. The record is from RefSeq and is a predicted model, not a curated record.
GGACAUUGACGGGUAAGUCUAUAGAUCUAGCGAAGAUUUUCCAGAAAAGAAAGGUAAAUAUAGCUUGUGUUCAGGAGACUAGGUGGGUAAGAUCGAAGGCGAGGAAUGCCUACGGGUAUAAGUUGUGGUACUCCCGAGGCGUGAAAGGCAAGAACGGAGUGGGUAUUUUGGUGGAUAGGGAGCUUAGAGAGUCAGUGGUAGAGGCUAGGCGUGUGAGUGAUAGAUUGAUGGCGAUUAAGUUAGUAGUUGGACGAAGCACUCUGAAUGUCAUUAGCGCUUACGCGCCGCAAGUGGGCUUGGACGAGGAGGUUAAAAGGCGAUUUUGGGAGGAGUUGGAUGAGGUGGUGCGGGGUACUCCGCCUACGGAGAAGUUAUUUAUAGGAGGGAAUUUCAAUGGGCAUAUUGGGUCGUCUGCUAGUGGCUAUGGUGAGGUACACGGCGGCUUCGGCUGUGGGGUUAGGAACGGAGGAGGCACUUCACUGUUGGAUUUUGCUAGAGCUUUUGAGUUGGUGAUCGUGAACUCUAUUUUUUCGAAGAAGGAGGAGCAUUUGAUUACUUUCCGGAGUAUGGUGGCUAAGAUUCAUAUUGAUUAUCUUCUCCUCAGGAGGUGUGAUAAGGGGUUGUGCGAGGAUUGUAAGGUGAUCCCGAGUGAGAACCUCGCGACACAGCAUAGACUCUUGGUGAUAGACAUCGGUAUCUUGAUAAAGAGGAAGAAGAGGUUUGUACGGGGUCAACUAAGGAUCAGGUGGGGAGCCUUGACUAAGGAUACUGCGUUGGAGUUGGAGGGGAAGUUGGCGACGAUCUGA